UUUUGACUUUUGGCGUUUUUUGCGCUCUUUGGCGUUUUGAUUUUUUUUGGGAUUUUGAGUUUUUGGCGUUUUGAAUUGUGACAUUUUGAAUUUUUUUGGCAUUUUGUUUUUUGGAUUUAAUUUUUGGCGUUUUGUCUUUUUGGCGUUUUUUCCUUGGCGUUCUGUUUUUUUGACGUUUAAUUUUUUGGCGUUAUGAUUUUUGGGCAUUUCGUCUUUUAGCGUUUUAUUUUUGGCGUUUUAUAUUUUUUUUUAAUUUUGCGCACAUCCUUAAAUUAAAAAUUUUUUUUUGAUUACUUUAAAAAUCAAAAUUCUCUUUUAAUUUUUUCAGAACUUUUUUCUUUUCACUUAAAAAUUCUUUUCUUCUUUUUAAAUGGAUUCCCAAGAACAAUUUCAAUUAGAACCUAUAAAACUAGCUGUAAUAAUUAAUUUUUUGAUAUUUGCUGGAUUUUCUAAUUGGGUAGCUCUUGCAUAUAUACAUGAUUUUAUUGGAAGGAACCCUCUUCCGGAUAUUAUUUUCCAUUUUGUUGAGGAACAACCUUGGGCUAUUCCCCUCGGUGAUUUUAUGGUUAUGUUGUGCUCAAUUUCUUUAAUUUUGUUAUUUAUUUUUCACAAACACCGAAUUGUGGUUAUCAGAAGAAUACUUUUUAUUAUUGCUUGCUUGUAUUCUUUUAGGACGGUUAUGAUGUUAGUAACCCAACUCCCAGCAGGUUAUAAAAACAACGAAGUGCGUUGUAGACCUUUAAUAAAUAAAAUAAAUAGAACAUUGUCAAUUUACUUGAUAAGAACGUUAGAACAAACAAUACAUGUUGGAUUACAAGAUAAUUCAAAACAAAUGCUUUGUGGCGAUUUUUUAUUUUCUGGGCAUACUUUAAUUAUGGUUAGUUGGUUCUUAGUUGAUUUUUGGUUGAAAAAAUUUUAA
Meloidogyne enterolobii is the source of this 919-nucleotide messenger RNA. The record is from the annotation of a GenBank genome assembly. NCBI's taxonomy places the organism in Eukaryota, Metazoa, Nematoda, Chromadorea, Rhabditida, Meloidogynidae.